AUGGUCUCCCAAUUAUUUAACGAAAAAGCUGAAAAAGUUAAGAACUUAACUAAAAAACCAACUGAUGAUGAAUUAUUAAACUUAUACGGUUUAUUCAAACAAGCUACUGUUGGUGAUAAUACCACCUCAAAACCUGGUUUCUUAGAUUUAAAAGGUAAAUACAAAUGGGAAGCUUGGACCGAAUUAAAAGGUACUUCCCAAGAAGAAGCUGAAGAAAAGUAUAUUACUUUAGCUGACGAAUUAAUUGAAAAAUACAAUUAG
Messenger RNA from Yamadazyma jaroonii, 261 nucleotides. NCBI's taxonomy places the organism in Eukaryota, Fungi, Ascomycota, Pichiomycetes, Serinales, Debaryomycetaceae. The record is from the annotation of a GenBank genome assembly.